Stegostoma tigrinum is the source of this 10517-nucleotide messenger RNA. RefSeq names its product forkhead box J3 (gene foxj3). Bases 679 to 2400 code for a protein of 573 amino acids. The record is from RefSeq and is a predicted model, not a curated record. Gene Ontology annotation, biological process: regulation of transcription by RNA polymerase II. Gene Ontology annotation, molecular function: RNA polymerase II cis-regulatory region sequence-specific DNA binding; DNA-binding transcription factor activity, RNA polymerase II-specific. Lineage: Eukaryota; Metazoa; Chordata; Chondrichthyes; Orectolobiformes; Stegostomatidae. The transcript is spliced from 12 exons. Gene Ontology annotation, cellular component: nucleus.
UUCCGGGUGUAGGCCGAGCCUGGUUCUGUGACGGACAGGGACUGGAAACGGGGACUGUGAGCGGGAGCGGCACGGUCAGCGGCCCCGGCACCCCACGAUCAAACAGCGGUGGAGGGGGAGGAGGGCGGAUAGAGAGGAGGAAAAACCGGGCCUCCACCUCCUCCCCAGAGCGACGCCCGGAGGCCAAGCGGCAGUGGUGGAGGAGGAGGGUGAGUCUUGACAGAGGAGGGGGCUGAGCCCCGGGGAGUGGCGCCCAAACUCGAGGUUCUCUGCGAGGGGCUGGGAACCCCGCCGUAGGCUGGAGGAGCGGGAGAUCCCGUGUCGGAGCACUUCAACCCUGACCGUAGCCAACCAUCGAUAUCCGAGGGCCUAAAAUAGACCCUGAGGCCCAGGUUUGGGGAAUAGACCGCUCACUAGGCCUGGAAUACAGGCGGCUUCCCGGGGCCUGGCGGCGAAGCGGGUCUGACAGGCCUGACGGGAUCUGGCGUUGGAAAAAGCCGGGAAAGGCUGAGGGGAAGUGAUACUGGAGCGGCGGACCAAGAAUAAGCCUACUUCCUCCAAUCAAGUGAACCAAUUGACUAGGAAUUUCCUGCAGUGUGGCUUCUCUUUUGGGAGUGAAACAACUAUUGUGUGGAUUACAAACUAAAUUGGUACCUGGUAGAGGAGUGAUUGAGCACAAUGACGUCAGAGCUGGAGAGCAGCCUGACGUCCAUGGAUUGGCUGCCACAGUUGACGAUGAGGGCAGCCAUUCAGAAAGCAGAUGCUGCCCAGAAUGUGGCUGGUGGUGGGAUUGCAAAGAAAACCCCACUUUUGGACCCAAAUACUACCCUGGACCAGGAUGCACAAAACAAAGAUGGCAAGCCACCAUACAGUUAUGCCAGCCUCAUUACUUUUGCUAUCAACAGCUCUCCAAAAAAGAAGAUGACUCUCAGUGAGAUCUAUCAGUGGAUAUGUGACAACUUUCCAUAUUAUAGAGAAGCUGGCAGUGGCUGGAAGAAUUCUAUUCGACACAAUUUAUCAUUAAAUAAAUGUUUCCUGAAAGUGCCUCGGUCCAAGGAUGAUCCAGGCAAGGGUUCCUACUGGGCCAUUGACACUAAUCCAAAGGAGGAUACACUGCCCACACGGCCAAAGAAGAGGCCGCGAUCAGGAGAAAGGGCUUCAACACCUUACAGCCUGGAUUCCGAGCCUUUAGGAAUGGACUGCAUCAUCUCUGGAAGUGCCUCUCCAACCUUGGCAAUUAACACUGUGACUAACAAAGUAACACUGUAUAAUGCGGAUCAGGAUGGAAGUGAUAGCCCUCGCAGCAGCCUUAACAACAGCCUGUCUGAUACAAGUCUAGCCUCUGUCAACCUGAAUAACGUUGGUUCUGUCCACAACUACGCACAGGUGACAAACCGGGCCGAUUCAGUUCCCCAGAGUCUAACACCGCAACAACAGCAAUAUAACAUGCCUGAGAGGGACACAAAGCCACCCUUCUCAGAGUACAACUUUGAAGAUCUGAGUGCCUCCUUCCGUAGCCUUUAUAAAUCGGUCUUUGAGCAGUCCCUCAGCCAGCAGGGAAUGAUUAAUCUGCCUUCUGAGGCAUCACAGCCAACGCACACGUCCUGUUCCUACCAGCAUUCUCCCAGCAGUACUGUCAGCACCCAUCCGCACAGUGGACAGAACAGCCUGGCCAACAGCCACGCCAGCAGCCUCGGAGGCGGUGGAGGAGGGACACAGGUGCAACUGGCACAACAUCAGAUCCACGCACAACACGCUCAUCACCAGCACCAUCAGCACCAACAUCCGCAGCAUCAGCCAAACCAGCAACACCAUCAGCAGCAGCAGCACCACCAUCACCAACAGCAACACUUGGCCUGCAAUAUCGGCAUUCCUUCUGAUUGGUGCAUGAAUCUGGACACUCUGAAGGAGAGUUUCCGUAUUGCUAGCAGUUUCAACUGGUCUGAUGUGGAUCUCUCCCAGUUCCAAGGUCUGAUGGAGAGUAUGAAACAGGCGGAUCUCAAUAACUGGUCACUCGAUCCUGUUCAGUUUGCGGACUUGUGCUCUUCCCUAAACCAGUUCUUCACACAAACUGGUCUGAUCCAGUCACAAGGGAACAUGCAGCCCUCGGUUUGUCACAGCACAAUGCAUUCGCAGAAACCAAACCAGCACAUCAGUACAGGAAGCUUGUACAUUGACUCCAGACAAAACCUUCCUGCUUCAAUGAUGGGGCCCCCUGGGUACCCCCAUCUCCCACCUCUCAGUACCCCAGGACCAGCCAUGACAGCAGGACACCAUGCAGGAAUGAACCAACAGCACAUGAUGUCACCUUCCAGCUUCCAAAUGCACAGACCGAUGUCUCAACAUCACAAUCCUGCAGAUGACAUCCAGGAUGACUUUGACUGGGAUUCCAUUGUCUAACUCUUCUUCCUAAGGACAAGUCUGUUGGAAGCCCUUCCUGUCAGUGUGACUCAGAUGUUCUUUUAGCUUCUUGCUUAUUGUGUUGGCCGCUGCUGGCCACAAUCGCUGGACUGCUGCCUGGACACAGCCCGACCGUGACUGUGCUAGAGAGCUGUACUUCUGGGGGGAGGGGGGGAGAAAACACGCCUUCUGCUUGCAGUCACUACAGAAAUGUGGAAUUACCUGUCGGCCGCUCAGUGGUGGCACAGUGGUAACAAGCAAUGAAGCAUUUUCUAAUUCUGAACAUAAUUUUCUUUUGCUUUUUGUUUUUUUAAAAACUGAAAGGACAUGUGGAGGGUCUGAGUAUCUGAGCAACGCUUAUCUAAGUGAUGUAGCUUAGCUACAAUCUGAGAUUGCGUAGGAUGGUACUAUGUAGUGCAGAGUUUCUCUCCUGUGUGUGACUUCAUUUGGGGCAGCGUUCCAGUAGGGGGGAACAAACACUGAUAGGGGUCAAGGAAGCUGGCUUCUAGAUGGCCUUUCCUGGAGUAGCCCAGGAAUGUAGUCGUGAGCUGGGAGAGGCAGCUUCUACAAAAUGAGUUUCUUUUGAGACAAUUUUGUCUAUAUAUGGUGCUGCGAAGAAAAACUUUUUUGUUGAAAAUCCAGUUGCUGUACCAGGAUUAGUAUUGAAAUCGAUACUAGGGUACCUGGGGGAAAAUUUUUUACCGCUCCAAAGAUUGCAUCGCUACAGCUUAACUUUGGAUCCCCAGCCUUUGUGCACACAACACCAGCUUCCAAAUCUGAACUGUAGGGGAUUCUUCCCAGAAAUUCUGCCUGGAUGCCUGUUAAUAAGGCUACUACAUCUCAAGAAGGUAGCAUUAUAUUUGGGGUUUGCAGGUAUCAAGUACCAAGUGCUGACAUGGUAUUGGUUAGUACCCUUGAGGGAAGUGUAUUUUGGUAAUGAGAAAAGCAGCCUGUCUCUUGCAUUGAGUGGUAGUGACUGUAAUCAAGAGAAAUCUCCCAAGGUAAACACUCUUUAACAAAUUCUGGUGAGUUUCAUAGUCUCCAAGUCUCACUCAUGCCAUAUUGCAAAGAAAUGGAACACAGAUUGUAGGAUUUGCAAGUAGUGAGAUCUUAUGAAAUAUUGACCAUUGCCUUUCUCUCUCCUUUUUGCCAUCAUGGAAAAGGCUGCAAUGCAGCAUUUCAUUUUUGUGAAGUGCUGCAGGGGAAGCAUGUUAACCAAUUCUGCAUUUGUCAGCUGUGCAUGUUUAGUAGUGGAAAAAUGAGAGUUUCAUAAUAGAAAUUCAGGCCUGCUUUUAAUACCUGUGUUGCAUCUUUUUCGAUUUUGUUUUUAAUUGACAAGGAUGGGAUUUUAAAUAUGCACUUUCUGGAGCAGUGCCUACUUGAUUAUUCCCCCUUUUUUUAAAACAAAUCAAUUUGUUCCUUUAGUUAUGCUGUUGGAUUGCUGUACUGAUGUGUGAAUGCACAGCCUUUCUCAGUGUUUACAAUUUAAAUUGUGAUUCAAGUGAAACCCCUGCUUGAAAUACACUGGGGCUCUCGGGCCAUUCCUGAGUCAUUUGAUGGGUCUUUCCCAGUAGAGCACCUGCUUUUAGUGAUGUGCAGUGUCCUCCUUCAGCUUCUCUUUCCUCUCCGGUUGCCUCGUUUGCAUUUGGGAUUGGAGUUAAGUGGUUGUGUGUUUUUUUGCUGUUAUAUUUUGCAUACAUUCUAAUUUCGGAUUUGAUGGUGUCAAAAUACAUAAGCUCAGUACAUUUAUAAUUGGCUCCUGGGGUUUGCUAGUUACAAUCUAGUUACAGAAAUCCUACACUGAAAAGUUUUGAUUUACUCAACCUCCAUGUAUCUAACAGGGUGGAGAACUUCUGCAGUUCACAAAUACCUGUGCUGUAAGACCACUAGCUAGGCCACUAAGACAUGCAUUUUAUUUGCUCUGAACUGAGAUACCAAAUUGCACGUCAUGUGACAUAUACCAUUGGACAUGAGUCUUGAAUGUUUCCUUCAAUCUUUAGAAGAGCUAUGACUCCUUAGGAGUCAUGGUGAAACAAUUCAUUUCAUAGCAUUUAACAGCAUAUUCCAAGUUUACCAUCGUAAUAAAUUCUGAACAGAGACAAAUUUUACAGCUGUGGCCUAAAACAAAAGGAUUUACAUGCAAAUUGUCUUGUUAGCUAAAUCAUCCCACACAGCAAAAUAAACCAUGCAAUUGUUUGUGCUGCUUGAAUGUCUUGCCAGGGUGCUGACUUUUUCUUUGUCUGUGUUUUCUUGCUAUUUCUAAAUUUCUGUCUUAUUCCAUUUCUGAAACUCCCUGUUUAUAAUGGUUUAAAUACUCUUUGUUUUCAAGAAAGAGAAACACAAUCUGAGGAUUUUGUUUGUUAUACCAUGGCAGUUCUGUAAAUGUUUUUUAACUCUUGCUUCAGCUGCACUGGUUUUCGCCUGCUGCUUUUCCUCUUCAAUGUUUUGCUCCUGUGCAGUGGCAUGAAAGGGGAGCCUUACAUAGAGAGAAACAUUACGGUGCAGUUCAAUGAUUAGGCAUGGGAUUUUUUACUUGGUUUAACCCUCUUGCAUAUGUUAGCUGUUCUGAGGGUUUGCAUUGUUCUGUGUCAGUCACUAAGUAAACCAUACAUGCAUUUUAAAUUCCAUGAGGGUUUUAACUCUACCAUAUCCCAGCUAAUCCAUAGUUUGCUGUCUAUAGAUUUAUAUCUUGUAUAGGUAACCACUAUCCCUUCUAUAUAAUUAAAUUUUAGUUGUGAUUGCUUAAAAGCUUAACCCCUUCCCAAGUGAUUACUGAAUUAGCAGUAAUCAGACAGGAAACUAGAAUGUUAGAGAUGCACAGCAAAUUCAUCAAAAUCUGAGAGAGAAAAAUUAGUUUAUGUUCCAGUUGAGAUCUUCUAUCAGAUUCCUGAUGAAGCUUCUCUUUCUCACACUGAUCUUACUCUGGAUGUUCUGUAUGACCUGUCCUUGUGUUUCACUUGCUGGCCCUUCACAAUGUCGUUCAGAUAUCAUUGCUUUUUACUUGAUUCUCGUACUAAUAUUUAAUGAACUAAACCAAGUAGUUCCUAUAGCAAAAACUACAUUUCCUUGAGCUCCUGCAGCACCAUGGACUGAUUAGUUUAUCCUUAGUAGUGUGUAGGACUGCUUCUGAAAGUGCUGUUUAAUGUUUUUCCAUUGCUACAGAGGUCCACUAUACCUUAUCCAAUUGGGCACCACCUCUGAAUCAAGACAGAAAGUUGGCAGGCUACCUUCUGAUGAGGGCCACCAUAGCUGACUAAUAUUAACCCCUGCUUCCCUGCCAAUGUCUCCACUUUGCACAGGUGCUUGCACUUUGCUACGGACGUUAGUGGAUGGGGAUCAGGUGCAGAAAUCUAUGAUUUUUUUUCAUAGCCUAGGGACACUGAGAGCAGUUGUAGCAUUUUGAUUGCUCCCCCAGAAAGAUCAGCUUAGACUUUAAUGGGGUGGGGGUGCAGGAAUAGUGCUAAACUGAGCCAUUUUUUCAAGUAUGACUGUGACACAGUAUCCAAAAAAUAGCAUUUGAGCCCCAAAUGGAUUUGUGCCUGUACUCUAGUUCUUUAGGAAGGUUACAGAGAUUCCAGUGAAGGUUUAAAACAGACUAAAAGAUGAUACUGCCAGAGUGAACUGUGUAAAAUCCGCUGUAGUAUAGUAAGAUAAUGCUGAAAUGGGGAGGUCAACUGGUGCACUUUUUGUAUUUAAUGAAGUUUCUGGGGAAAACAAUUAAUGUAAAUGUUUGCAUUACAAAGGUCAGUAGACAUCUCCCCUUUUUUUGCUAAUAUAUAAGCUAAAUUUACGGUAUUAAAAAUAUAUUGCACAAAAACUGAUUCAUCCCUUCCUUUAUGCUGCUUGGUCUUGUUCCCUAUAUUGUCAAGUUCAACUACCAUUUUAUUAUUGAAAGACUAAUACUUUACAAGAGAGCGCAGAGAUUAGUGUAGCAAGUCUAAUUAUACCUUCAUUAUAGAACUUGUAUCAGACUGAAGCUUCAAGGAGAUGGCAUUUUUUUUAACAGCUCACUCUGAAAAAACCCUUUGCCAAAGAUUCUUAAGCCAUGACCUGGUUUGUGGAUAAACCUAGGUUGAAAUAUUGCUGUGCACAUUUCACAAUUCAGUCAUUGUUGUUAUCCUGAAUACAUCAAAAUUUUGAUAGAAUGUUUUAUAUCUUGGUGCUGUUCAUAUGCCCAAAAUACACUGCAGGAAAAAGCAACGGCACCAGUCAGUGAAGGAUUGUACAAUGCAGCUCUAGUCUUUAGUAGAAAAUGCUAAUUGCCUUUGUGAGUAUGCUAUUGCAAAGCAAACACUGGUUAAUUUCCAAAAGUUUAACACUUAGUUAAUACUUCACCACUAUACCUGUAAUGUAAGUUUAUUACAGAUUUUGCAUCUAGUCUUUGAAAGUUAGACAGUUAAGAAUAUUUUGCAAGACAAUAGGAGAGGUAUGAGCAGGCACAAAGUUAAUUAUACUGAAAAAGAUUUGUUCAGCUUCUUGUGAAAUUUUAGCCCACUAAGAAUGUUUUUCUUAAUGCUGUGCACUUCAUUUUGAAACACAUUGAACCAGACACAGAAUUCAUGCAUGUAAAUUGAGGGGGUUUUAAUUAUAAAUGAAGCUAACCAGAAUCCUGUUGCCUGCUCCUGCAAAUUGAAGUUCGGGAUUGUUUUCAAGUCUUGGCCAGCAGUGGGUGCUGUGGCUAUGGGUAGCUGUGUAGGCUUGUUCAAAAGAUUUUCUUGGCUCCAUUUCUCCCACAAUUGGAGCCAAAAUCAAUGAAAUAUUAAGCACAAGUUGGCGGCUGCGAAUACCAGCUUGGAAUAAAAACUGAAAUUUAUCGAUAGAGGUGGCAAACAACCGUCACUUUCAGAUGUAGACCUGUGCUAUUUUAAGGAAAUCUUUCUGAAACUAGAAUGAAUUAAUGACUGGUUAUCUAGGCAUAUUUUAAACAUUAGUUUGUACCUAUCAUUUUGUUGUCUCUUCACACUGUUAUUUGGACUCCAUAGUCUAAAUCUUUGACUCUGGCAUUCGAUCUUUCCUUCUAAUAUACAGCAUUGCAAAAUCAAGUCCCUUAGUUCUCAGUUCCUACCUCUAAUUCUGCACUGCCUUUCACACUUUUUUGCUCAGCUGCUCUCCUGCCCACUCCCUGUAAAGUCCUCUGUAAACUAAUGGGCUUUAUCGUUGUUUAGAGGUUAUUUUCUUUAGUAAGCUUCUGAACUUCAGACCCACAAUAAUGGAAAUUCGGUACAAAAACGGUUCCAAUUCUGAAGUAUGCUAAAAUGAGAUUCUUCCCCUCUUCUCUCAUUUUCCCCUCCUGAGCAAAAAAAAAUCCACCACGAACUUGCUUUGCAGUGGAACAGGUACUUUUAAAAGGAAGUUUCCACACACGUCCUGCUUUUGCAGAGCCUGCCAGUAAUCAAAGUAAUUUGCUACUACAGAUUGUCACAUUUGGCUUUUAGAUGAGCGUCAACAGGCCACCUGUGUGAUAGCAGUCAACUUAUGUUGGAUAGCUCAGAUUUCUCCUUGCCCCCUGACUCCAGUUGUCUCAACAUGGGUCCUCUCAUCAGCCUACAAAGUAGUCUAGAAUUUCAAUCUAUAUGUGUUUAGCCAGCUUUGUUUCUUUUGGGAUAAAAGACAGAACACUGAGACAUUGGGUAGUGCCUGAAUUCUAAUCAUAAGAGUCUGUCAUUGACUGGAUCCAUUGUUUACAAAUGUUGGCACAUUUUAAAACCCUACUUUGUCAUUUUUAAAUGAAACUGCAUUAAAAUGAGCAAUGUGUUGUGAGUUUUUUUUAAAGUAUGUUUGUUAAAAUUUAGCUUCCAUGAGGGUGGCUCCAGCUUGAAUGCUGCUGGAUUCUGACUUCCUCCAAUUUAAAGCAAAUCAAACAUGUAGAAUGGAAAACACCUGGCAGUUAAAAGACUGUAGAAUGAGGAAGUGGUCAGUCAUUAUAUCAGUGCUCCAGGUCAGGGCAUAUGGAAGUCACCAAAGUAAAGGGCUAAGCUUUUUUCCUACCCCACGCCUCUCCAUGUAGAACAUACAGAUCCCUUUGGGAAAAUAAAGUCAUCAGAAGUUUUUUCAGUCUGCACUGUUAGGAACUUUUUUAAUGUGGGUAAUGUUGAGUUCUUGCUGUUUCUAAAAAAAAUGCAGAUAGUUUCUCUCGAAAAAGAUCAUCUAAGAAACAGAAGGUGGCAGCACAUAUUUAAGAUGAAUUUUUAAGCUGCACUAUUUAACAGACCUGCCAUAAAGGGCAGCCCUAAUUUGUUAUACAGUAUGUAGGAAUAUAAAUAUUACUGACUACCUUUAAAAGGUGCAUUCUAUUUUUAGUAAAAUAUAAUUAAUCACUGAAAUUGAAAAAGAUAUAUAUAGGUUAAUCUAUACCCUUUUAAAAGCAAGCAUUAAAUUGACUGUCAAUGCCAGUGCAGUCUUCCCUUGAGUAGUGAAAAAGAAAUGCAACACUGUGGUUGGAUGACAGCAGUGGUAUCAAAGACAAAUACAGGAACCUGAUUAUAGACGAGCAAAGUUUCAAGACCUGUCACUGAGACUUAAUUGCCUCAGUUGGGAAAUUUUGGACAUUUCACAAGUAGAUAACCAGGUGGAUUAGCAUUGAUGUUGGAAGGGAAAGGAUGACAUUCAGUCAGCUGCCAAGCCAUGAUUAUAUAUGUGGUAGCAAAUGGGCCAUCAAGUAGGAAAGCAACAGGGAGCAAAUUGUCAUUUCAGACUUUUGAGUCACUGAAAAUUUAUGAUCUGGGAGAGACAUUCUGCACAGAAACCAUUUAAAUAAUGGCUUGAGUGCAGACUUGGAGAGAAGCUCCAAAUGUUCAUUUUCACAGAACAAUGAAGUAAAUUGUAAAGAAAACAUUUGUUAUAUUUGCCAUUAACAAUUAGCAGAAUCACUACAUUAGUGAUUCUUGCUGCUUUUGAAUAGCACACCUUUAUAAACAGCAAGGGGGCUGCUGGAGAAGGAUGUUUGUGCUGUGCUUAAGCUCAUGGUUAGGUACACUUCAAACAAUGAUUCACUUUAUAGUGCAGUUGGUAUAAGCUGGGAUCUGACUCCAUUGACUGGAGUGGGACAGGCCCCAGUCUUGUCAUGACCUCUUUGCACUUGAGUUGAAUCUUUCAGAAAGCGUUAGUUUGAUUCCUUUGUUCCAAAAAUCCUGAUGAAUAACUUUUGUUUAUAUCCUGUUGACCUGUUGUAUAUUUAAUUUUUUAAAAGUCUUUAUUGCUUGGAAGUAAAUAAUUCAAUUUGGAGUCAGCAGCACUAACUUUGUGUUCAAGACUCGCUGGAACCCACCAAGGGUUUGUAUUGCGACGACAGAGGCUUAUAAGCCCUCUGAGGAUUUUCUUUUACUUUUUCUGUUUAUUGAAAUUUUUUAAAAGUUGGUAUCCAUUUCUGACAGCAAUGGGACAGCUUCUUGUAAAAACAAAACCAGUGUAUUUUUUAAUUCCAAAUUGAUUUUCAUAAUUAACUGAAAGACUGGGCUAACAAUUGUUUUCUUUGAGGCUUCUUGGAACAGGAGUCCAAAACCCUUUGGAAUUGGCUUAUUUCUCCUUGUAUACACUGCCUUUUGUCUCAAUAUGAUAGCUCUCUGUCUUUUGCAGUAAAGAGGACACUUUGGCAGUUUCUGAACACAGGCUACAAGCAGGAGGAAGAUUAACCUCUUUCUAACGUAACAAAAGCAGUACUGGCUUUUGUGGCACAUUUUAAACAAAAACAAAUAAACGAGUGUUGUGGUGUUCAUGUGCUUAAUUGUAAAUAUAUUGUUUGUCUUUGAAAUUGUCCUUUUAUUUUCUGGGGUGGGAAAGAGGACGGGGAGAGAACCAGGGUUUUAUUCUAUAAAGGAAUACAGAGUAUUUUGAUAUUGUGCAUUCCAAGGGUGAUGUGUAUAUAUCUAUGAUGUAUAUAGUGAUGAAAUCAUUAUCAUUUUGUGCAACACCAGCUUUUCUCUGUACUGCUGUUCUACAGUCAGUGUUUCAGUGUUCGUAUUUUUGUUACUGCACGUUUUAUUAAUCCUAGCUAAAACAGAAAUGCACAACUAUCCUUUGUAUGAGUUUACUGCUGUAAAUUACUACCAAAUGUCAUUAGUCGUUGCUGCCAGUCGUGAUAUGCAUGGAUGGCACUUAUAAUAAAUGCUGUAGCUUCA